GAGGGAGAGAUGUGACUGUGCGUGUUUGGGACGAGAGAGGAGAGCACCGAGUGAUCACAAUCAAGGCGAAAGUCCGACUGCGGUGUGAGCGCAAUUAAAUCACGUGGGGUGUGGAUUUGUCCGGGGGAAAAAGUAAAAGUGUCGUCGGAGUGACUUCUGGUUGCACUUUGUUUUCCUCCUCUCUUUGCCUUUCCACCAACCGCCCCCCGCCUCCCUCCGCCCUGCAUUCCGCGGAGCAGCUGUGUUUUAAUGCCCCUGCGCACCCGAGGAGGAGAGGAAGGAGAGAAGAGUGAGGAAGAAGAGGCAGAAGAAGAAGGAGAAGAAGUCAGAAGGCCUGGACACCACCCCUCCUCGCCCUUUGGAGGUCUGUCCACUCUCCCCUCCUGGCCCUGCAUGGACGGGGAUGGGGAGAGCCGGAUGCUGUGGCCGCGGGGCUGAGCGCCUCGCCUCCCCGUCUCUGGUGCGCCGCUUCCGGCCACUACUGCUGCUGAUCAUCGCUCUCUGCUGCGGUGCUCACAUAGGUCAGUGCCAAGUGGCCACCCCUCAGUGUCGUAUCCAGAAGUGCACCACCGACUUCGUCUCCCUUACGUCCCACCUGACAUCGGCCGUGGAUGGCUUUCACACCGAAUUUUGCAAAGCUUUACGUGCAUACUCAGCCUGCACCCAAAGGACAGCCAAGUCCUGCCGGGGGAACCUGGUCUUCCACUCGGCUGUGCUGGGCAUCUCAGACCUCAUGAGCCAGAGGAAUUGCUCCAGAGAUGGGCCCACUUCUUCCACGCACCCUGAGGUCCAUCCCGAGCCCUGCAGCUACCACAGUCGCACCCAGCACGCCCACGCACACUCCCACGUGCAUGCUCACACGCACUCCCACGCCCACGGUCAUGGCCACAGCCACUCUCGGCCUGGGUACCUAUUCUGCGGACUGUUCGGGGACCCACACCUGAGGACAUUUAAGGACAGCUUCCAGACUUGUAAGGUGGAGGGGGCGUGGCCUCUCAUCGAUAAUGACUAUCUGUCAGUGCAGGUCACUAAUGUUCCCGUGGUACCCGGCUCCAGUGCCACAGCAACCAAUAAGAUCACCAUCAUCUUCAAGCCCUAUGAGGGUUGCACAGACCAGAGGGUCUACCAGGCCGUCACAGACAAUCUCCCUGCUGCCUUUGAUGAUGGCACCGUGAGCAGUGGAGACCCCAUCCACACUUUUUCUGGUGCGGACGGCGCAGGCGGGAAGGUCCGGGCUCUGUGGAUCUCUGAGCGCACCCCGGGGCACCAUGUGGAGCUGCAUGCUGGCUACAUUGGUGUGACUGUAAUCGUACGCCAGCUGGGCCGCUACCUGACCCUGGCAGUGCGGAUCCCAGAGGAGCUGGCUCAGGCCUACGAUGCCACCCAGGACCUGCAGCUGUGUCUGAAUGGCUGCCCUAGCGGAGAGCGCAUCGACCAAGCAGGGCAUCUUCCCCUGCCCCUCUCCCCACCCGCCCUUGGCCUACAGCUUCAGCAGCUACGACGGCCAAGCUACUCCUCACAGACACAAGCAUACUCCUACGGUACCCCGCAGGUUUUCGGCGUGGAGGGGGCAAAGGAACGCUGCAGGGAGAAGCUGGAGGUCCAGGACAUUUAUUUCCACUCCUGCGUGUUUGACCUCUUGACCACCGGGGAUGCUAAUUUCACAGUGGCAGCGUACAGUGCACAGAAGGACAUGGAGAGUCUCCACCCGCAUCGGGAUAGAUGGAGGAUCUACCCCCGUGGCUCUUCCACCUCCACCUUACACUCUGAUUGUCAACCUAUCACACGGCUCACUCUGCUCCUGCUGUGUGCUCUGAGUGUGGCGUUGAUGUAAUAGUGGGAGUGGGAGUCUUUGUGUGUGCCUGUAUGCGUGUGGGCUUGUGUACUGUAUGUGUGUGCACUAGAAAGAGAGUUUUUAGCUCUGAGCACUGAUACUGAGCGCUGAUUCCUCUCUCUUGCAGAGAGGAAACAGCAGGCUGGACAGUUACUGGGAGCUUGACGAUUUUGUAGAAGAGGUAUCAAGACCUCCCAGUGAGCACAGGAGAUGCUGGUAACACUAACUGCAUCUCACCUGGAAGAAUCAGCUCUCUGGAGGUAAAAAAAAAACAAAACACAGGAGAUGUGUGCAGUGUGUCUUUGGAUAGGACACCUAUGACAGUGACACAAACAUUCCUGUGUGGGUGCAUUGAGUGUGUGGAUAAAAACUCCAGACUGUAAAUAGUUCAUUUUGUCUUCAGUGCACAGUGUAACAGUGUAGAGUUCGGGGGGGUUGUUUGUGCCAUUUGAUGUGAUUUUCCUUUCAUACCUCAGACAGAGGCUGUUUGUUUUAAGAGAAGCACUUUAUUUUUAUUUUAUUAUUAUUUUUUAACAAAUCCACAUCAGUGUUUCUUCCUCCCAUUUACUGUUCUUCACCAAAAUCUCCAGCGGCUCAAGUUUUGGAGAUCAUCUUUAAUUUGGUUUUUGAUCCUUUCAAAGUAAAAGGCAGUUGAUUACAAGGAGCUGCCAUUUUUGUUAAAAUGCAUCAUUCUUCCAGUAGCUGAUUUGACUCAGUGCCUCAUUUUAAGUCAGUCAAUGUGAGUUGUUCUGUUGAAUGUAUUAUGUAUAUUGUCACAGCAAAUGCCAUCAGUACUAUUUUGUUGCUGUAAGAACUUGUUGUUUUUCCUCAGUCCCCAUUUGUGUGAGUGUAGGUACGUCAGUGUUUUUUUUUUUUAAUCCAGUUGGUGACAUGCUUGAAUGUGUUUUUAUUUCACCUGAGAAUCACAUUAGAGGUAUUCCCACCUUUUUGCCAAGAGGCUAUGACAAUACUGCCUCAUGUUUGUUACUCAGCGUAUUCUUUACUGUUUUCAUUUGAGCCAAAGACAGAUGAUGUAUGGUUUUUAUGUACAGAGGAAAACAUAACUCACCACCAAACCAGCACCCUUCUCCUCCUCACAGUCUCCCUCUCCCCAGUUUUUAAACUUGCUACUGUAGACUAUUUUUCUCCUACUUCCAGAAUUGACAAGCUGCUCCUUAAUGCGAUACGUGUAAGGUACUGGAGUGUAAACAGAACACUGCAAAUCACUGAGAAAACUUCACCGCAGAGUCUGCUGGGACUUACAUUUCAGCAUUGUGGGAAAUUAAUGCCAUUUGAUACCUGCUAGAAAAGUCAGUCCCUACAACUAUGAGCUUUUUCAAUAUGUAACAUUCUGUAUAAUUACGCCCUACUUGUUUGGCCAUAUAAGCUUAAUCUCAGUUUUUUGGCAUUGUGAUCUCUUACAUCAUGUGUGAGUGUCAGUUUGGUGAAGAGUGACUGGUCAGUGUUGAAAUACUUAACUUAUUUAUGAACGUAGUGUCCUGUAGAGGAACUUAAGCUCCAUAUUCUUGCUGUUGGAUAAUUUAAAAAAAAUGUCAAGAUGUGAUUGUACUGCCACCUAGUGGUGCUCUGUUGCUAUGUCAGUGUGUUACUCAAGGCGCUCAAAAAAAAAAGUUCAAACAAACUGUG
Messenger RNA from Toxotes jaculatrix (banded archerfish), 3481 nucleotides. It is a transcript of the gene rgmb, whose product is annotated as repulsive guidance molecule BMP co-receptor b. The record is from RefSeq and is a predicted model, not a curated record. Gene Ontology annotation, biological process: BMP signaling pathway. Gene Ontology annotation, cellular component: plasma membrane. NCBI's taxonomy places the organism in Eukaryota, Metazoa, Chordata, Actinopteri, Toxotidae. The transcript has 3 exons. Gene Ontology annotation, molecular function: coreceptor activity. The coding region runs from base 404 to 1834 and encodes 476 amino acids.